CCCCCCGACGGCGGCGCCAACGCGUGGCUGUGCGUGCUGGGGGCCUGGUGCGCCUCCUUUGUCGGGUACGGCUGGAUCAACAGCAUCGGCACGUGGCAGGAGUACUACCAGAACGGGCCCCUGGCCGAGUACUCGCCCAGCCAGAUCUCGUGGAUCACGUCGCUCCAGGUCUUCUUCAUGUCGGUGCUGGGCCCCGUGACGGGGCAGAUCUACGACCGCUACGGCAUCACGUACCUCGUGCGCGUCGGGUCCGCGAUGCACGUCGUUGGCCUGAUGAUGGCUUCCCUCUCGGACAAGUACUACCAGUUCCUGCUCUCUCAGGGCGUGUGCAGCUCCAUCGGCGUCGCCAUGGUCUUUGUCUGCGGCCUGAGCUGCAUCAGCGACUGGUUCGACAAGAAGCGUGGCCUGGCGUUUGGCGUGCUGGCCACAGGCUCGAGCGUCGGCGGCGUCGUCUUCCCCAUCAUGUCGAGCAACCUGAUUCGUGUCCUCGGGUACGGCUGGGCGAUGCGCAUCGACGCGUUCCUCAUCCUCGCGCUCCUCGUCGUGGCCAACUUCACACUGCGCACGCGCAGGCCGCCCCGGCCCGUCAAGCUCACCGCCGCGAGCCUCAAGAAGCCCUUCACCGAGCUGUCGUUCAACCUGCUGGUCCUGGGCUUGUUCCUGAUGCCGUUUGGCAUGUACGUGCCCAUCACCUACCUGCCUGUCGCGGCGACGGGCGAGGGGUACGUGUCGCCGGGCAUGGCGAUCAACCUAGUUGCCUUCUACAAUGCUACAAGCCUCUUCGGCCGCCUCGGCUCCGGCUGGCUCUCGGACCGCUACGGCAAAUACAACAUCUACAUCCUCUGCGGCUACCUGUCGGGCAUCCUCGUCCUGGCGCUCUGGAUCCCGGCCCGCACCGAGGCCGCGGCCAUCGCCUUUGCCCUCUCCUUCGGCCUGGUGUCGGGCGCCUACAUCUCCCUCAUGGGCGCCCUCGUCCCGGCCAUCAGCCCCAUGGAGGAGAUUGGCUACCGCAACGGCAUCAUGUUCCUGUGCUCGGCCGUGGGGGGGCUCAUCACGAGCCCCAUCGCGGGCCUGAUCCUCGAGACGCCCGCCGGGUGGAACGGUUUGAAGCUGUUUGCGGGCGUGUUCCUGCUUGCGGGGACGACGGGCGUGGUGUUCGCCCGGGUCUCGAGGACGGGGUUCAAGCUGAAGGCGGUGUUUUGAGUUGCUUUGAGGAAAAGGAGGAGGGAAGGGUCAUAACAUGCAGGGGAAAUGAAAAACCGAGCAUCAGCGUGGAGAGCGGCGUACUUUCGGCCAUGCUGCGUUGGUCUUCAAAAGUUUAGCAUAUCUUUAGCGUUGCGUGCAAUCCAGCAUCAGAGCAUUGUUUUCAUCA
Messenger RNA from Microdochium trichocladiopsis, 1372 nucleotides. RefSeq names its product major facilitator superfamily domain-containing protein. Lineage: Eukaryota; Fungi; Ascomycota; Sordariomycetes; Xylariales; Microdochiaceae. Gene Ontology annotation, biological process: transmembrane transport. Gene Ontology annotation, cellular component: fungal-type vacuole membrane. The record is from RefSeq and is a predicted model, not a curated record. Gene Ontology annotation, molecular function: transmembrane transporter activity. The annotation marks the transcript as partial. The transcript has 2 exons.